Messenger RNA from Spizellomyces punctatus DAOM BR117, 943 nucleotides. Its product is annotated as dihydrofolate reductase. Bases 49 to 735 code for a protein of 228 amino acids. Gene Ontology annotation, biological process: glycine biosynthetic process; folic acid metabolic process; tetrahydrofolate biosynthetic process. Gene Ontology annotation, molecular function: NADP binding; dihydrofolate reductase activity. Lineage: Eukaryota; Fungi; Chytridiomycota; Chytridiomycetes; Spizellomycetales; Spizellomycetaceae. The record is from RefSeq and is a predicted model, not a curated record. Gene Ontology annotation, cellular component: mitochondrion. The transcript is spliced from 2 exons.
UUCGCUUCCCACUCCCUCAAAGUUCUGAAGAUUGUCAGGCAGUUUGCAAUGGCGAGCAAACCAUCACUAACACUCAUCGUUGCUGCGCUGGCAAAUGGAGGGAUUGGCGUCAACGGUAGCUUGCCCUGGCGCUUGCCUGGCGACAUGCGCUUCUUCCAGCAGGUGACAACCUUCUUAGGACGCAGACCGGACUCGGCUUUUCCUGACGACGACGAGCCAUUGCACGAUGAAUCAGAUAAAAACUACAGACCGAUGAAUGUUACAAUAAUGGGUCGCAAAACGUGGGAGUCCAUACCACCGAAAUUCCGGCCCUUGAAGGGACGGAUCAACAUUGUAUUGUCAAGUAGAGAGGACGUGCGAAAAGACGUGAUCAGCCAAAGUACCCCGGAGGCGCCUACCUAUGCAUUUUCCGCUCUUGAUGCUGCUUUAUCCAAUGUGGGAACGAUCGCACAUACCAACAUCUUUAUCAUUGGCGGUGCUCAGCUAUACGCUACGGCCUUGUCUCAUCCGCUCUGUCAACGGAUCUUUCUGACAUCUGUCCAAUCACCAACUGCGAUUGAAUGUGACGCCUUUUUUCCAUCCAUCCCAAAAGAUAAAUUUCAAAUUGCCAGUCCCGGAGAGCUGAGAAGGAUAGCGGGGAGCAAAUGUCCCAGUGGGACGCAAAGUGAAAAAGGAUUUACUUAUGAAUUUCAGCUUUGGACCCGAAUAUCGCCAUCAUUAGCAAAGGGGGAAUGAACCUGUGGUAGCAGUCAAAAAUUCCAUCAGGUCAGGGUAGAAUUCAGAAGGAGCCUGCUCGCUACACUAUAUUUACAAUUUACACAAAUGUAUAUACACCUUCCGCGUCCAAUUCCCAUUUGCCACUUUCGCGAACAGAUACGGCGAUGGGACUGUCGGUAAGAGUCUUUCCAGACGUAAACACAGAUUCGCUGAGAGCGAGUUCAUU